Molecule: messenger RNA, 4507 nt
Organism: Erpetoichthys calabaricus (reedfish)
Lineage: Eukaryota; Metazoa; Chordata; Cladistia; Polypteriformes; Polypteridae
Gene: tafazzin
Product: tafazzin, phospholipid-lysophospholipid transacylase
Exons: 11
Coding region: 73-948 (291 amino acids)
Biological process (GO): inner mitochondrial membrane organization; cardiolipin acyl-chain remodeling
Cellular component (GO): mitochondrial membrane
Molecular function (GO): 1-acylglycerophosphocholine O-acyltransferase activity
Source: RefSeq, a predicted model, not a curated record
GCUUUUUGUUCUGCGGCACUGGAGCCAUUUGAUAUUCUUGCUAGUGAUUGUUUUGAUUUCCGUUGUUUUUAGAUGUGCUAUGCACGAAGUGGAGUUGACGUUCUCAGUAAGCAUGGCUGUUUAUUUGUUGGUGUAAAUGACAUCUGGACAUCGACCAUGCCACUAGAAGUGAGUUGGCCCUUUCCACAACGGCCCUGGCUACCUUGGAGGAUCACCAGCACUGUCAUUAUGGGUCUAGUGGGCUCAUACAGCCGCUUUUGGACAAAAUACAUGAACUACCUCACUGUGCACAAUGAAGAAGUCCUCUAUGACUUGAUUGAUAACAGACCUCCUAAUACUCCUCUGAUAACCAUGUCGAACCAUCAGUCUUGCAUGGACGAUCCUCAUCUUUGGGGUAUUCUGAAGCUGCGACAUAUUUGGAACCUAAAGAAAAUGAGAUGGACACCAACUGCAGCAGACAUAUGCUUCACAAAAGAGCUUCAUUCUAAAUUCUUUAGCAGAGGGAAAUGUGUCCCUGUCUGCAGAGGUGAUGGUGUAUAUCAGAAAGGAAUGGAUUUUAUUUUGGAAAAGCUGAAUUGUGGGGAGUGGGUACACAUAUUUCCUGAAGGAAAAGUGAAUAUGACUCAAGAGUUUAUGAGACUAAAAUGGGGCAUUGGACGCUUGAUCUCUGAAUGUAAUUUGAGUCCAGUCAUACUACCUCUUUGGCAUAUUGGAAUGAAUGAUGUUCUUCCGAAUGAGCCCCCUUAUAUUCCACGAUAUGGAAAGAGAAUAACUGUACUUAUAGGAAGACCCUUCACAGUGAAGCACCUUAUGGAGUCUAUGAGAUCUGAAAAUAAAUCACCGGUAGAAAUGCGGAAAGCUUUGACAGACUAUAUCCAGGAGGAAUUUCAGUCCUUGAAAGCACAAGCAGAAACUUUUCAUUAUCGGCUGCAGACAUCCAGAAGAUAAACAUACAACAAUGGAGACUAUGCACAUUAUCGUAAAUUAUAGCAAAAUGUUUGAAGGGUUCAUUACAAUGAAGUAGAUGAAAAUUGUUUUGUUAUGAGCACUUUACUGUUUGUCUAAAAUCGUCUUUAUGCAUUUAUUGUGCUUUGUAAAGUUGAGUUUUCACCAGUGCUUUUUUAGCAGAAAUAAUCGACCCUCUACAUCAUGUUCUACAUUCAGUAAAACACACAGAAUGUUUGAGUGUUGAAACAUGUCCAUCUGUUGUCCUAAUUCAAAAAAAUUGUGCAGAAAAACUAAGCUUCACAUAAAAUUUCAGUAGCCUUUCCAAACAAUCUCAAAAUUGAAGAUUUCAUUUUUUCACAGAUACUGACUUAAUGUCUAUAUUCUAAUAUUACAUAUUCCAAAAGGUGUAUGUUGCUACUGUAUUUUCUGCUUCCUUCUAUACAUUUUUAAAUUGAUGAGGCUUCAUAUACUUUUGUAGUUUGCAAAGGAGUAUAAACUGGCCAAAUCAGCUGGUCAGUUUUGAUCAGCCAUAUUAAUUUUCUGAAAUCUAUUAAAAAUCCUAUUCUGUCAAAUAAUUUGUAUACCCUUUUUUAUGAAGGAAUAUAUUAUUGCACAUUGGCUAAAAUGUUCACUUGCAUUCAUACCUUCAUACAGUAAUAUUCUUUUAACAGUUUGAAUGUUUGUCAAAUAUGUAAAAUACUUUUCUGAAAGAUUUUUUGAAAUAUUUUAAAUGUUUUUAUCAUUUUUGUAGAAUAUUUAAAACAUUUUUAUAUGUUGAUCAUCAAUGCCAUUCUUCAUUUUAAUCUUGAGUCUAAGUCUUUUAAAUGAGACAACGUCAAAUGGAAUAAAAGGACCUACUAUGAGUUACUAACUAGUUUGAUAACUUUAGCAUGUAAUUUAAAGAGAUAUUUAUUAUGGUAAGAUGAUUUUUUGUUAAUAAUUUUGAAAAUCUUUAUGUAUUUGCUUACUUGUUCUCUGAGACUAUUAUUAUUGUGCUACUACUUUAGCAUAAAAUGCCAAAAGAGGCAGCAUUUGACUUCUCGAAAUACUGUCAGUGUCUUGGGUCAUUUAAAAGUAGAACCAAACAUUUGGAUGUGUGUUUGGACUAAACAGUCAUUUGUCUACAGUAAAGGCAGAGCCGAGGUGUUUGAAAAUCUUUGCAUUUCUUGCACCUCACUUUUACUUAAGUGGGUUUUAUAUACAUAAAUGGGCAUCAAGUCCUGCAGAACACUGUAAGCCAACCAAGCAUUAGUAUUAGGUUUCUGUUGAACUUUUAAAAAGCUCCUAUAUGUACAUGUUACCAAUGCUUGGCCUCUUCAGAGUAAUGUCCUCAAGUUCACAGUCAUCUAUUUUAUGUACUGUGUGCCUUUCCAUAUUGCUGAGGCCUCACACCACAAAAUAUCUUAGUUCAAUGAUUUGCACUGUGGAGAACGGCUGGUGGCCAAUCGGAAGCCUGCAACAUCUGGCUGAGAUAAGGAGUUCUCCUCCUAUUAGCUCACACUGCAAGGAGACCACUUCUGAGCCAGAUGUUGCAGGUUUGCUACUGACCACCAGCCGUUCACCACAGAGCAGAUCUUAAAACUAAGGUGCAUCUUGGUGCAAGUCCACAGCAAUUCACUUUUCUUGGUAACUUUUUUUGACAAUAAGUAGCUAAGGAUUGAUUCUAUUAUUUAUAUUUUCCCAUGAUUACAGCAUGGUGGUGCAGUUGUUAGUGUUACCACCUCACUACUUCAGUGACCUGAUUAAGUUGUAUUCUUUGUUUAGAUACUGUUACAUUAAUUGGUUACCCUACACUGGUGCCUGUGCUUGGUCACUGACUGACUUGCCAUCCCUGGCUGGUUCUUGUCCUCCAUUCAUCUCGGUGAAAAACAUUGUGUCAGAAUAUUAGUGAAUGGUAAUGGAACAUUGACCGUGAGUGUUAAACAUUUCUUACAUCUGUUUUUGAGUUGGUUUGUAGUAAUUUGUUAGAGAAUCUUUAAACUGAUCAUAAGAGAGCAUACUUUGAAUUCUUUAACUCUUUCACUUUGGAUGAAUAAUGAAAACAUGACAAUGGAACUGAAUAAAUAUUUUAUCAGUAGGAUUUCUCUUAAUAGGUCAACAUGUUUUUGUACUGCACAUACCAUCCACAUUAUUUGACCAUUAUCUUAGAGUCCUUGUCCAGAUAUUAUUUUUUAAUUAGUAUAUUUUUAUAUUUAUAAUCUUUUUUUAAUAAAAUAUAAACUUUUUAAUUAGAUGAUUACUUAUUCAGUAUAAUUGGCUUAAAUAUGGAUAUUUGUAUUUUACUGUGUGCUGGGAUAUAUUAGAAAAAAAAUAAUGAGCUUAUUAGCGCUAUUUUCUGUUGAACACAGUAAAUGAUUAUUUUUAAAACAGCUGGGGUCUGUUCAUUGACAUUUGAUUUGGUCUAACCAUGUAUUUAUUAUAAGUAAAAUUCUUUGCUCUCUUUAAAGGUCAUUUGUAUUACCAGUUUGCCUUAAAAAUCAUACAUUUGCACUUCCUGUAGCUCUAAUUCCAUUGCACCACAAAGUGCAGGACACAAAGUUUAAACUGAACAGGUGAGCAGCUCCAAAGGAUCUUAGGUGGUGGCAUUUUGACAAUUACUGUGUUUUAGUAACUUGAAAAGAGAUGUUGUAUUUAGGUUCCUGCUCUCUGCUUCCCAAAAUACUAAUGUUACUGUGUAUGUGAUGUUUUGUGCACAAGAAUUCUCUUGUAUGUCUAAGUUACUUUGCUGUAUGCAUGAGUUAUUUUCACAUACAGUAUAUCUAUAAAGUAAAAGCUCCCUUAUGCUUUCUUGGCAUCUGAGCUUUUAUAUUUAAGAAUAACAAAUUACAUGUGUUUUUUUAUUUGGUUGCCGACACUGACAGGCUGGUAGUUGGUUAGUGCUGUUGUCUUGCAUUUCCAGACACAGGUCUGGUGAAAAUCAGAGUGUUGCACAUCGCUCCUACCUUGACUUUCUUCCGGCCAUUCCAGUUUCCCAUCAACUGUAAAUUUUCAGUCAGAUGGUGACAACAUUUUAAUUGUCUUGGUAUGACUGACAGUGGUGAGUGUGAUGGCCUGGUGUCCUCUCCAGGGCUGGCUCCUUUCUUAUUUCUAGCACUGCCAGCCAUAUGCUCUGGAAACAUGAAAUCUGGACUUAAAAAAAGACUGAAAAAUUAAUAAUGUGCACACUGAUACUGUGAAAACUUAUGUACUGUAUUCUUUGUUGUGCUAUAUACUUAACCUUUAAACUUCAAAGGGGUCUGGCAGUGCUUUGCAUAUUCCUUUUUCAAUAUGCGUCAAUUUCGAAAUUCUACCAUUGCUGUUUAGUCCUCAUACAGUCCAAUGACAAUAUUUUAUACAAUGACAUGUUAAAGAGGCUAGCACUCAAUCAAUAUCAUGCACUCUAUGAAAAAUUUUUGGUGUGUAAACUGUCAUUUUAUUAAAUCACAGAAUGCAGUAACAGUAUGUGUGAUGUGAUGAGCCUUGUUUAGAUUUUUUAUAUACUGUAUUAAUUUUUUUGUUUUGACUUGGAUCUUUGGACGAUUGUUACAUUUAAUGUCUGUAAAUAAAGCUGUGACUUUUA